Molecule: messenger RNA, 2221 nt
Organism: Perca fluviatilis (European perch)
Lineage: Eukaryota; Metazoa; Chordata; Actinopteri; Perciformes; Percidae
Gene: wnt6b
Product: wingless-type MMTV integration site family, member 6b
Exons: 4
Coding region: 366-1433 (355 amino acids)
Biological process (GO): multicellular organism development; cell fate commitment; canonical Wnt signaling pathway
Cellular component (GO): extracellular region
Molecular function (GO): frizzled binding; cytokine activity
Source: RefSeq, a predicted model, not a curated record
CAGAGAGGACUUGGAGCCACUUCUCGUUUCUCGUCAGACCGUUUUUGAAAGCAUGCAAUGCGCUGCGACAGAUAGAGCAGAACGACAAUGAAGAGGUUAACCACACCUUUAAAAGCGGACAUCUCUUCAGUAGCCUCUUGACCAACUUCGUUGCGCAUUAAGAUGCGCCCCAGAGAAGAGGAGUUGGAUGAGGAACUUUUUGCGCUCUUGUUGACAGACAGUUUCCAGUGAGCUUUUGCUGAGCGUACCGUCAGAAAACGAGAACCUCCUAUGCAUUUAAGAAGUCAUCCAACUCGGUGUUGGCUGAGCUCGUCAGUAAUUUAAAUUUUGCUGUGGAAUCUCCUCGAGGAUUUGCUGCGUUCACCAUGACGGUUCGUCUAUCGCGGAUCCAGCUGGCCCUGUUCUUUAUCUUGCUCUGUCCGGUCAAUAUCAUCGGACUCUGGUGGGCGGUAGGCAGUCCGCUGGUGAUGGACCCCAACAGCAUUUGCAGGAAAGCGAAGCGUCUGGCGGGAAAGCAGGCUGAGCUGUGCCAGACUCAGCCAGAGAUUGUCAGUGAGGUGGCCAAAGGAGCCAGGCUGGGCAUCAGGGAGUGCCAGUACCAGUUCAGGUACCGCCGCUGGAACUGCACUAGCCACAACAAGUACUUUGGCAAAAUACUGCAGCAAGAUAUCCGGGAGACAGCGUUUGUUUAUGCCAUCACGGCGGCUGGUGUGACCCACGCCGUAACCCAGGCCUGCAGUAUGGGAGACCUCCUACAGUGUGGCUGUGAGGCGACCAGGAACAGAGCACCUCCAAGGCCGUCUUCAUCCUCCCCCUCUGGGGAUGGAGUCAAGUGGGAGUGGGGAGGCUGCGGAGAUGAUGUGGAAUUUGGGUAUGAAAAGUCGAAACAGUUUAUGGACGCCAAGAGGAGAAGGGGCAAGAGUGACAUUAGGACGCUCAUUGACCUGCACAACAACGAGGCUGGGCGGCUGGCGGUGAAGCUCUACAUGCGGACAGAGUGCAAGUGCCACGGCCUGUCAGGGUCAUGCACUCUGCGCACAUGCUGGAAGAAGAUGCCUCAUUUCCGUGAGGUGGGCGACCGCCUGCUGGAGCGCUUCAACGGCGCUUCCAAGGUGAUGGGAGGCAACGAUGGCAAGACCCUGAUCCCUGUUGGCCAGAACAUAAAGCCACCAGAUAAGCAGGAUCUGAUAUACUCUGACGAGUCGCCCGAUUUCUGCCUUGCAAAUCGGAAAACUGGCUCACUGGGGACACGGGGGCGCAUGUGCAACAGCACAGCCAUGGACAUCAGUGGCUGCGACCUGCUUUGCUGCGAGCGCGGCUACCGGGAGGAAACAGUGGUGUUAGAGGAGAACUGUCUGUGUCGUUUCCACUGGUGUUGUGUGGUCCAGUGCAAGAAAUGCUUGGUCCGAAAAGAACUUAGUCUCUGUCACUGAUGAACUGAUGAACUGAGGUUGACAGCAGUCAAUAUGACUUGGUUACUUCUGUUACUUUUUGAGGUUUUUGCUUUUGUUUGGCUUGUGUGAAAGAAGAAUAGGGUUUGGACUUUUAUGGUAAUCCUUUUGUUUCAGUUUUUGCACCAGUCACAUUCAGAUAAUGCCCCAAAAAUGUUCAUUUUAAAUAAUAUUUAAUCUCAGCUCUGGCUGGUUUGGUUCCCAGGAAUUUUGACAAACAUCAGAGUUGCUGGCCAAAGGUUCAAAAGGUACAGAAAGUAAAUGCAACCAUAUGGAAACAAUGGUAGGGCGGGGACUAAAAUAGGUCAAAUAGAGAAAUGUUUCUUUCUGUACUACCUAUUUUUCUCGUUUUUUUUGUUUAUGAAAAGGACCAAAGAAUGUGAAAAUGUCUAUUUUCCAUCUCAAUGAAAGAGGAGGACCUAGGCAUGGAGGUUUCUUAUUAGGCUACGUUCAGACUGCAGGCAAAAGUGGGUCAAAUCAGAUUUUUGGGGGGUCAAGUGACCAGGUCACAGAUUCAGUCAGAGGGUCGCCCCGUGAACUAUGCCUGGGAAGGGCGAAGCCAGAGGAAACUCUGGUGGCCCGUAGCGGUCCUGACGUGUAAAUCGGUCGUCCGGUCGCACAGACCUCUGUAGUGACUUUGCAGCCAUAAUCCCGCAAAAAGGCCAAAAUAGGCAAUUUGGUUCUCUUUCUCUUCAUUCUUCUCCUUCUCAGCACCUGCUCAUUAAUGUACAGCUGCCAUUACACAAACAUUUUGAAAUAAAAGCAAAAAU